AUGCUUAUCAUGGGCACAAAAAAAUAUCCGGGAGAAAAUGAAUUUUCACAGUUCAUAGCAAAAAAUGGUGGAUAUUAUAGUGCGUACACAGCAAUCGAUCAUACAAACUAUUAUUGUUCCUCUAAGACAGAUGAACUCAGACCACUAUUGGACAGAUUUUCUAGAUUUUUCUUCGAACCAUUGUUCACUGCAAGUUCGGCUGAAAAAGAAAUUAAUGCUAUUAACUCUGAACAUGAAAAAAAUAAAGCUGACGACAAUUGGCGUUUGGAACAACUAAAAAGAAGUUUAUCCGUUCCAAAUCAUCCCUUUAAUAUGUUCGGCACAGGUACAAAGCAGACAUUGUGGGAUAUUCCAAAGAAAAAGAAAAUAAAAAUUUGUCGUAAACUAUUGAAGUUUUAUUCAAAAUGGUAUUCUUCACAUUUAAUGAAUCUAGCUGUACUCGGAAAAGAGGAUUUAACCACGUUAGAAGAUAUGGUUGUAUCAUUAUUUAAACAUAUCAAAAAGAAAAAUAUAAAUUUGCCGACAUGGACUGACCCAAUUUAUAAAAAAGAACAGCUUGCAACUAAAACCAUUGUAGUUCCAAUAAAAGAUAUCAGACAACUAAUUGUUAACUUUCUUCUUAAAGAUCAGCAACCAUUCUAUAAGGCCAUGCCUAUUGAUUAUUUGAACGCGCUAUUCGGUGACAAGGGUCCAACUAGUAUUUCGGCUAUUUUAAUGAAAAAGGGAUGGUCUACCGGAGUGUUGGCCAAUAACAUAGUCGAAGCUAGAGGUAUUGAGUAUUAUGAGAUUUACGUUGAGUUAACAGAAGUUGGAUUGGAUCAUGUCGAUGAUAUAGUCAAGUUAAUAUUUCAGUAUGUGAUUAUGUUAAAACGAAAUGGCCCUGAACCCUGGUUCCACGAAGAAACUAAAGUUAUUAAAGCAAUAGAAUUCUAUUUUAAAGAUAAAGAAUCACCAUUACCUUAUGUAUGUACAAUUACUCCUCGGAUGAUAAGAUAUAAAAUAAGAGAUUGUUUGAUAGCUGAACAUUUGAUCGAAGAAUGGAAACCAGAAUUAAUAACAGAACUUAUGACUUAUUUUACACCAGACAAUAUGAGAAUCACAGUUGUUUCCAAAACAUAUCAAAACCAGACUUAUGCAGUAGACCCAUAUUACGGGACACGGUACUCUGUACUUAAAAUACCAGAGAAAACUCUAAAUAAUUGGCGUAAUGCUAAAGUUAGCGAAGAUUUUAAAAUACCAUCAAGGAACGAAUACAUAGCUAAUAAGUUUUCGAUAGUGCCAAUUGGAUAUAACAAAUCAAAAAUCCCACAAAUAUUUUAUAGUUCUUCGAUUAUAAGAUGUUGGUUAAACACAGAUACAGUUUUCAGACUUCCCAAAGCAUAUAUUUCAGUAGAAUUUUACAGUCCUAUCGUUGCGAUUGAUCCAUUAAAUUGUAAUAUUAUGGAUAUUUUUGUGAGACUAUUUAAUGAAGAUUUUUCUCAACACACGUGCGUUGCAAAUAGAGCUAUACUUCAUUCAAAAAUUAAAUCAAGAAUUUUCGGAUUUAACAUUAAAUUUGACGGUUUCAAUCACAAGAUGCAUCAUUUAGUGAGAAGAACAAUUGCAAAACUGUUGGCGUUCAAGAUUGAUCCAAAACGUCUUGAAAUUAUUAAAGAAGAAAAAAUACGAGAAUUGAAUAAUAUCAAGAUGGAACAGCCGUACCUUAGUGCAAUGCGGUACAGUUCUCUGAUUCUGUCAGAAGUCGCAUGGAGUCCUUUUGAAUUAUUAAGAUUUAUUGACAAUAUUAAUGCCAACGACGUUCGACACUUUAUCGAUAAGUUUUUAUCGCACAUGUUUAUUGAAGCAAUGUUGUACGGUAACGUAGACAAGCAAAUGGCAUCAAUCCUUAUCUAUGAAUUGAAGAGAGCAUGUUUGACAUGUGUAGGAUUUCGCCCAUUAUUGCCACAAGAAAUGAUCAGAUCAAGAGAAGUCGAAAUGGACGAUGGUGAGAGCAAGUUGUACGAACGUGUGAGCUAUUUUCACAGCAGCUCGUGUGUUUAUGUUAAUCUGCAAUGCGGUAUUCAGAGUACGAAAGAUAACAUGGUAGUCAGCCUGUUUAAGCAAAUUAUCGAAGAGUCGUGCUAUAACAUUUUGCGUACACAGGAACAACUUGGAUAUGUGGUCAUGAGCCUUAGUGGAAAAUCGAACGGGGUACUGUAUGUGGGUAUCCUUGUACAGUCGAGCCACAGCCCUACAUUCGUUCACACCCGGAUAGAGAAUUAUUUGAGCACCGUCGAGGAAUUAUUGAACGAUCUUUCCGAAGACGAUUUUUCCAAGAACAAAGACUCGCUAUCCAUAAAACUGGCAGAGAAGCCGAAGAGCCAGAGCGAGCAGGCGGCCAUCUUCAGGUCGGAAAUCAAAAAUCAUUACUACAAUUUCAAUCGAGCGAAAAUCGAAGUAGAAGAGUUAAGAUCGAUUACCAAAAGCGAUAUUAUCGACUUUUACAACGAAAAAAUCAGUCGCACCGGGUCGAAAAGGCGCAAGUUGGCUGUACACAUCAAAUCAUCAAUGAAUGACGCGAUCGAUAAACUUAAAUCCACCAGCAAUUUGCCAGCGGACAAAUACUCACUAGCGAUUAUGAACGUCCAGAAAAUUAAGGAUAUAAUCGAAUUCAAGAAAAGUCAUCGUCUGUAUCCGGUGCCAAAGUCGUUUAUACCCAUUGAAACCACUCCAAUAAAGUUACUAAAUGAUGAUCCAGAUAUUUUAUACUAUGGAAUACCGCAUGGACGACGCAGAAACGAAUUUUCAACAUUGUAG
Metopolophium dirhodum (rose-grain aphid) is the source of this 2796-nucleotide messenger RNA. Its product is annotated as insulin-degrading enzyme-like. Bases 1 to 2796 code for a protein of 931 amino acids. Gene Ontology annotation, molecular function: metal ion binding; metalloendopeptidase activity. The transcript is spliced from 21 exons. Gene Ontology annotation, biological process: peptide catabolic process. Gene Ontology annotation, cellular component: mitochondrion; cytosol. NCBI's taxonomy places the organism in Eukaryota, Metazoa, Arthropoda, Insecta, Hemiptera, Aphididae. The record is from RefSeq and is a predicted model, not a curated record.